Messenger RNA from Cavia porcellus (domestic guinea pig), 5645 nucleotides. It is a transcript of the gene Bicc1, whose product is annotated as BicC family RNA binding protein 1. Gene Ontology annotation, molecular function: protein binding; RNA binding. The transcript has 22 exons. NCBI's taxonomy places the organism in Eukaryota, Metazoa, Chordata, Mammalia, Rodentia, Caviidae. The record is from RefSeq and is a predicted model, not a curated record. The coding region runs from base 215 to 3064 and encodes 949 amino acids. Gene Ontology annotation, cellular component: cytoplasm.
UCUGCCGGCCGGACCGGGGCCGCGACCCGAGGCGGGCGGCGGGGGCGGCGCCCGGGGCUGGGAUGCGCCGGGGGCUCCGUGGCGGCGGCGGCGUCGGCGGCCGCGGGGGGCAGAGCUAGCGUCGCGGCGCGGGGAGCCAGCGCGGCCCGGCGGGCGAGCGGCGUUGGCGUUGGCGGCGGCGGCGCACGCGGAGCGCGAGGGCUGCGCGCCCACCAUGGCCGCCCAGGGCGAGCCCGGCUACCUGGCGGCGCAGUCCGACCCGGGCUCCAACAGCGAGCGCAGCACCGACUCGCCCGUGCCCGGCUCGGAGGACGACCUGGGCGCCGGGGCGCCCCUGCACUGCCCCGAGUGGAGCGAGGAGCGCUUCCGCGUGGACAGAAAGAAACUUGAAGCCAUGUUACAAGCUGCAGCUGAAGGAAAAGGCAGAAGUGGGGAAGACUUUUUUCAAAAGAUCAUGGAGGAAACAAAUACGCAGAUUGCUUGGCCAUCCAAACUAAAGAUUGGAGCCAAAUCCAAGAAAGAUCCCCAUAUUAAGGUUUCUGGAAGGAAAGAAGAUGUUAAGGAAGCCAAGGAAAUGAUCAUGUCGGUCUUAGACACAAAAAGCAAUCGAGUCACAUUGAAGAUGGAUGUUUCACACACAGAGCACUCCCAUGUAAUCGGCAAAGGUGGCAACAAUAUUAAAAAAGUGAUGGAAGAAACACGAUGCCACAUUCACUUUCCAGAUUCCAACAGAAACAACCAGGCAGAAAAAAGCAACCAGGUGUCUAUAGCAGGACAACCAGCAGGAGUAGAAUCUGCCCGAGUUAGAAUUCGGGAGCUGCUUCCUUUGGUGCUGAUGUUUGAGUUACCAAUUGCUGGAAUUCUUCAACCAGUUCCCGAUCCUAAUUCCCCCUCUAUUCAGCACAUAUCCCAGACGUACAACAUUUCAGUGUCAUUUAAACAGCGUUCCCGAAUGUAUGGUGCUACUGUCAUAGUGCGGGGGUCUCAGAAUAACACUAGUGCUGUGAAGGAAGGAACUGCCAUGCUGUUAGAACAUCUUGCUGGGAGUUUAGCAUCAGCUAUUCCUGUGAGCACGCAGCUAGACAUCGCGGCUCAGCAUCAUCUCUUUAUGAUGGGGCGAAAUGGGAGCAACAUCAAGCAUAUCAUGCAGAGAACAGGUGCUCAGAUCCACUUUCCCGAUCCCAGUAAUCCACAGAAGAAAUCCACCGUCUACCUCCAGGGCACCAUUGAGUCUGUCUGUCUUGCAAGGCAAUAUCUCAUGGGUUGUCUUCCUCUUGUGUUGAUGUUUGAUAUGAAGGAAGAAAUUGAAGUAGAUCCACAAUUCAUUGCUCAGUUGAUGGAACAGUUGGAUGUCUUCAUCAGUAUUAAACCAAAGCCAAAACAGCCCAGCAAGUCUGUGAUUGUGAAAAGUGUUGAGCGAAAUGCCUUAAAUAUGUAUGAAGCAAGGAAAUGUCUCCUCGGACUUGAAAGCAGUGGGGUUGCCAUAGCAACCAGUCCAUCCCCAGCAUCAUGCCCUGCUGGCCUGGCAUGUCCCAGCCUGGAUAUCUUAGCUUCUGCAGGCCUCGGACUCACUGGACUAGGUCUCUUGGGGCCCACCACCUUAUCACUGAACACAUCAGCAACCCCAAACUCACUCUUAAAUGCUCUGAAUAGCUCAGUCAGUCCUCUGCAAAGUCCAAGCUCUGGAACCCCCAGCCCCACCUUAUGGGCACCACCACUUGCUAAUACUUCAAGUGCCACAGGUUUUUCUGCUAUUCCACACCUUAUGAUUCCAUCUACCGCCCAAGCCACAUUAACCAAUAUUUUGUUGUCUGGUGUGCCCACCUAUGGGCACACAGCACCAUCUCCCCCUCCUGGUUUGACUCCUGUUGAUGUCCAUAUCAACAGUAUGCAAACAGAAGGCAAAAAAAUCUCUGUUUCUUUAAAUGGACACGCACAGUCUCCAAAUAUAAAAUAUGGUGGAAUAUCCACAACAUCCCUUGGAGAAAAAGUGCUAGGUACAAAUCACGGUGAUCCAUCCAUCCAGACGACUGGGUCAGAGCAGGCUUCUCCCAAAUCCAGCCCUGCAGAAGGGUGUAACGAUGCUUUUGUUGAGGUAGGCAUGCCUCGAAGUCCUUCCCAUUCUGGAAAUGCUGCUGACUUGAAACAGAUGCUGGGUCCCACCAAAGUCUCCUGUGCCAAGAGGCAGACAGUAGAGCUGUUGCAAGGCACAAAAAACUCACACUUACACAGCACUGACAGGUUGCUCUCAGACCCUGAACUGAGUGCUGCAGAAAGCCCGCUGGCUGACAAGAAGGCUCCAGGGAGUGAGCGCGCUGCGGAGAGGGCGGCAGCGGCCCAGCAGAACUCUGAAAGGGCCCGCCUUGGCCCACGACCAUCGUAUGUCAACAUGCAGGCAUUUGACUAUGAACAAAAGAAGCUAUUAGCAACCAAAGCUAUGUUAAAGAAACCAGUGGUGACAGAGGUCAGAACACCUACAAAUACCUGGAGUGGCCUGGGGUUUUCUAAGUCCAUGCCAGCUGAAACCAUCAAGGAGCUGAGAAGGGCCAAUCACGUAUCCUAUAAACCCACCAUGACAACUACAUACGAGGGCUCAUCAAUGUCCCUAUCACGGUCCAACAGUCGUGAGCAUUUGGGAAGUGGAAGUGAAUCUGACAACUGGAGAGAUCGAAAUGGAAUAGGGACCACAAGUUCCAGUGAAUUUGCAGCUUCUAUUGGCAGCCCCAAGCGUAAACAAAACAAAUCAACGGAACACUAUCUCAGUAGCAGCAAUUAUAUGGACUGUAUUUCCUCGCUGACAGGAAGCAAUGGCUGUAACUUGAACAGCUCAUUCAAAGGCUCUGAUCUCCCUGAGCUCUUCAGCAAACUUGGCCUGGGCAAAUACACAGAUGUCUUCCAGCAACAAGAGAUUGAUCUUCAGACAUUCCUCACUCUCACAGAUCAGGAUCUGAAAGAACUGGGAAUUACAACUUUUGGUGCCAGGAGGAAAAUGCUGCUUGCAAUCUCAGUUUGUGACUCUGUUCAGAUCCGCAACAAGAUCCUGAGAGCUGCCAGGAUUGUGUGAACCUUGGGAUUUCAAAGAAAAAGAACUAAAUAAAAACCGAAGGAAGCUUUUUGAACCACCAAAUGCACGCACCUCUUUCCUGGAAGGUGGAGCGAGUGGGAGGCUGCCCCGUCAGUAUCACUCAGACAUUGCCAGUGUCAGUGGGCGCUGGUAGCGACACCCUCUAGGCACAUGCCACCCCUGACUGGAGAGCUGGACCCGGGAGACCUGCGAGCGGCUUCACUGCACACUGUCCUCAGCACUCUGGGUGUCUGGUACCAGGACCAAAGCAUCUACUCGCACCUGUACUCUGCGGCAGAAAGGAAGACUACAGAGAUUUCUUUAUGCUGCCAUACAAAACACCAAAUGUGGAUUACUUUUUAAAAUGACAUUUGGACAGAAUUUACAAUAUGAAAAUAGGGCUUUAUUUCCAUUUUUUAACCUGUAUAACAUUAUGCACUGAUUUUUUUUUUUUUUUUUACUUAAAAUGAAGGAUAAAUUAACAUCUGGGGUGCCAGUAAACUUAAAAGUUAUUUUGUUUGUUUUGGUAUUUGGGAAUUUAAAAAAAUAAUCAAAGUGGAAUUUCUGGUACUGCUUUAAAAGAAUUAUUGAGGCCUUUCAGCACUUUACAUGUUCUGAUUUCUUGUCCUGUGGAAAUUUUCUUUUUCUCUUGUUUCUCUCAAUUUCAUGUUGGUACAAAUCAGAUUUAGUCAUGUUUUUCUGACUACAUCAAAUUUUUAUUUGAAAUGGUACUGGAUAUUAGCUUUUCUGCAGACUAUUCUGUGAUUUUGGGAAAUGUGAGUCCACUUGGUUACGGACCAAUUCUUGUCAUUUAUGUCAGCAUCUUAGAAACUAGCAGUGAACCUAGCUCACGGUAACAGGUGCAAAGACAGACCAAAUGAAGUUUGCAAUAUUAACCCUUUGCAGUCAUCAUAUUUAGCUGCUGCCUAUAUUGCUAAAAUGUUUUAAUGGUUGUUUGAAGGCAAAGGGCUGUUUUUAUUUAGUAUACUGCCACUAAAGGACAUUUAUUUAUAUCAAACUUUUAUUUUUAGAUAUUAUAAGCAUACAGUACAUAAUUGAUGAAAUUGAUAUUUGCUAGAGAUUUAUGGUAGAGAAUGGACGGCAUUCAAUAACUGGAGCCCUAGAUUGUCACUUUAUUUAAAAAGACAGAUAACCAUCUGACAAGACAUCACUGUUGCCAUUAUGAAAAGAAAACAAUAUGUCCUUGUGAGGUAUACAUUAAUUGUGCUCCGUAUGGUCACAGGACUUUCCUAAAAUUGUUUGCUUCAAGUAGGCUUGAGAAUGGAAAGGCUUUAUUUAAGUCUCCAGGAUGACAGCUUAUAAAGAUAGCUGAAUUUUGAAGGGAAAAAAGAGACCGUUUUCUCAGUGGCUACAUUUAUUGUUAAAAUCAUACUGUGAAAGUCUAAGAAAUCGGGCAACGUUGUUUCCUGGGUCUUUUCAGAUAUCUUAUUGUGGAUUUAUGAAGGUUUUUAAUCCAUGAAGAAAAUCACUAAAGUGCCUUCCUUUAUUCAAAGCAAUAUUAUUUCCAAGUAUAUUAAUUUGUUGGAAAGCUUUCCCAUAGGAAGUGUUCUCAAUUACCUGUAAUGACUUAUUUAUAUUCAGUACUCAAGACUUUCUAUGUGGACAUAAACCACUGUGACAUGCUUUUAGUAGAAGGCAUUAGAUAAACUUAUACAAUCAUUGAGAAAUUAUGCAAAUGUGGAGUGAGAAACACCCAGACCUUUUUCCAUAGCUAACUUACCAUUAAAGGAAGAACAAGAAUUGAAAAUGUAUUUUGCACAUAGAGAAAAAAUGUUCACUUUAAAAAAUGAACCUUGGUCACCUUGAAGGCGUAGACGACACACUUAUAAAAUGAACAGCUAAACUCAAUCUCCUCUGCCCUAGGUUGUAGAAAUAAGUCUCUCCUUUUGCACAUACAGUGCCGUCUUCCUGUGCACAUGCACAGACACUCGUGUGGAGCUCCUUGAGUUCUUCUGAUGUGGAAAGUGUUACGCCAAGCAUUCAAGCAAAGCGUAAUAGUUCUCACUUUGUUUCCUAUUCAACAAGUCGAUUUUUAAAAUAUGAUUAUUUUUUUGUAAGAUCUUCCACAAAUAACAAAAUAAUCAGUUGGAGCCCUUCUCUCCUCUUUCUACUGUGUCUUUGCAAAUAAGAGAAAGAUAGAAUGAAUAUGCAGUGUUAAAUUGAUCAGAUUUUAUGAACAGUGUGUUCUUAUUAUGCCAAAGGGAGAAACUAUCCCACUUAAAAUAGGUAAAAGAGGGUGGCUAAAAAUAAAAACACUGGAAGUUAUUUUUCUCACUUUCUCUUGAUAGAAUGAAGGGAAUAUGACACUACAGUAUACAGAGUUGUCAGUGUAUAUGAUGCACAGAAUAUUUGGAUUAUUUGAAUAAAUGUUAGCUUUUAAUCCAUCUGCGCCUUAAUAGUGACUGGUUAUCUGUAAAUAGAGAACAGAUACAGAUUGUAUUUUUGUGUGUGGUUUUGUCCUUUUAGUGACUUUUUUUAAAAAAAUGAAAGAUGGAAUUAACAUUGAAAAUGGAAAUUUUUCUAAUCAAUUGUUACAUGAGAAAUAAAUUUAUAUAACCCC